AUGCAUCGCGACUCGAGCGCGGGUCGGGCGGCGCCGAUUGCUUCAUUGCGCCGAGGUGAUGCGGGAAUUGGCUGGGAAACGACUGCGAGUUUUCGGGCGCUACUAUCUCGUGCGCGCGAGCUGGAGAAGGCGCAGAAGGAGCGCCAGGAGCAGCAGGAGCGCGCGGAGCGAGAGCGCGAGCGCCAAGAGCGCGAGAAGAAGCAACAACAACAACAGCAGCAACAACAGCAACAGCAACAACAGCAGCAGCAGCAACAGCAACGUGAGCGCGAGCGCAUGGAGCAGCAGCGGCUGGAGGAGCAGAAGCGCGCGGCCGAGCAGGCGGUGCAGAAGCACUUCGAGGAGUCGCUCCGCCUCGCGCAGCACCCCAAGUUGGAGGAACAUCUCUGGCAGGCGUAUCAACGUAAUACCAGCAAUUGCUGGAGCCUCAUUCACCCACGGCCACCAGCCUGUGGACCCAGUCAUGAUGAGGAACAGCGGAAAAGGGCGGAUCAGGAGGCCGCCGCAGCCGCUCACCAGCAACGAUUGCUUUCUGAACGCAUGCGGCAAGAGAGCCGGGAGCGGCAACCUUCCUAUUAUCCUCCUACAGUUCCACGCUCUUCAAAUACCGCAAAAAGUGAAUAUCCACCUCCUGCUCAUAGUAGAAUCAGUAGUAUAAAAACUGAGAAACCACCUUCUGGGCACACUGCUUUACCCAAAGCAGAACCAAAUUUGAAUUUGUUUAACUAUCAUCCAGCAUAUCAACAACCUGCUUUCCUACCACAUGACACAAAAGUCAAGGCAGAACCAAAAAAUUCUUUGUCUUCUCUUGCUGGUGGUAAAGGCUCUGGUGCUACUUUAAUGAUGGAAAGGGAAAGGGAGAUGAUGUUGCCAAAUCCACCUCCACUAAUGAAUGACAUUAAAAACUCUGUUAUUGUUAAAAAUGAGGGUAAAAGUCCUCAUCAUAGUGAAACUUCAAAGGUGCCCCCAUCACAUUCCUCGAGCCCAAAAUUGAGAGUGACAGACAUGAUAUCUUCUCAGCCUCAUUAUCUCUCUCCUUCAUUGCAACAACAUAAACCACCUACUGGUGUCUAUGAAUAUCGAAGUCCAACACAUUCGCCUCAUCAUUUGGCCCCACGCCACACUCCUAGUCCACACCAUAGCAUAGGAAUUGAACCUCAAAAUUUGGCAAGUGUGGGGAAAGUUCACAGUAGACCACAGAGUCAGCAGUCAAGUCCGCACAAUCAUCCUCAUCGACAGUCACCGCAUCAGCACGUUCUUAUUCAGCAGACGCAACAUCCAUCGCCACCAGAGCAGAGGUACACAGCGGCAAGCAAUCCUGCCUCUCAUGCUUAUGGGUUACCUAAAGCGAAUAUGGCUCCAUACCCGUAUCCACCUACUGGAUUAGUUGCAUCGGGAUCACAUUACUCCUUAACACCACAAAGCAGUGCCAGUACUGGCUCCAAACCCAAAGUGGUGAGCAGCCCUGCUCCACCUCACAUUUAUGGGAAGCCUGGUUUGUCAUCUGGAAUGUCGCCAGGAAUCACUUCAGGGACUCCAGUAUGUCGUCCUCCUGAUACCAAUGUGAAUUCUCCACUGCCACUUACUUCAAAGGCUCCUCUUCCAUCAUCUGUCUCGCCGUCGCCUUACCAACAAAUGUCACACCACCAUCCACCACCUCAGCAGGCACCUCCCGGUCCUGCACCACCUCCUGCUCAUAGUAGUAGAACAAGUAUGGAUCAUAGGAUCAUGUAUGAUUCCAGACAGUACCCUGGUGCUAGUCUUGGUAUGCCUGGAGGUCCUAUUAGUAAACCACCACCUCACAAUCAGGGUUCUUCUCCUCCGUCUGCUGCAGCUGCUCCCAUGCCACCUGCUUCACGGUCUUCACCAUUGCAAAUUCAUCAUUCCCACCAGGUGCAUCCAGCAAGCAUAGCAAGUAUGUAUCAAACACAGACUCAACCAUUGGAUUUGGGAGUGUCUUCAGAACGCAACAGAGACGAGAUGACUGGUUCACCAAAACGCAAAGGAAUGCCAAUGCAACAUAGUCCUGUUGGAACUCCGCUUAUGGAUGUAAAUAAGAAGCGUCGCUGUGAUCCAGCUUUGGGUGUGGCUACUCCUCCACACUCUUUGCAACCUGCUCAGAGCAUACAAACUCUAUCUCAGCCCAUGUUAGCUCGUGUAAGUGAACCUAGCCCGCUCAUAGCUAGUGCAGCGACAACAAUUACCACAGUGGUUAAUACUGCUGCGUAUUGCACGCAAGCUAUGACAAUGGUUGUGUCUGUUCCUUCUGAAACAACAAUGGCAACAACCUUAUCAAGUAGCCCUCAUCCUGUGCCAAUUCGAACUGGUUCAGGUGAUGGAUCAAGACCUGCCAGUACAGGAAGUGUAUCAGCUCUGACUCCAGCUCAUACGCCAACACCUGCACCAUCCUUGUUCCCACCGACUGGUAGUACCGUGCCAUCUCAACGCAGUAGUCCAGUUUCUCUUGCUCCUCCUGCAAACUGCAGCAGUCCAAACUUGCCUCAGCAGCAAAGCCCCCAGAUGCAGCAGCAGCAACUACAACAGACUCCUACGCUACAACAGCAGCAGCAACCUCCACCUUCACAACAGCCUCCAGCUCAGUCAACUCCUCAGCAACAACCAGCUAAUAAUACACCAGCUACUCCUGCCAAACCAGCACCACCAAGUAGUGCUGAUUCUGAAAAAUCUAACAGUCCAGGACCUGCAAGACCUACCACUGGUUCUAGUUAUCCUGUUCAUAAAUUGAAGAAGGCAUGGUUACAGAGGCAUUCUGGAGAAGAUGGAGUGUCCAAUGCAGGUGGAGUUGGCACUGGAAGCUGUGUUUCUCUUCCUAUUUUAUCUAGCACGUCUAAUAAUGUGCCUAGCAGCAACAACAGUACAAUUACAAGCAAUAAAGAGUGUGGUGGUAGCAGUAAUAAUAAUACUGUAUCCUCCUUUGCUAAUGUAGGAUCUACAGCUGUUGCGAGCAUUCCAAAAGGAAAACCUGGAGCUGGAAAAAAUAGGAAGCCAGGUAGUAAGGAUGUUACUGUUAAUGGUCAUGCAUCUGACAUCAAACCUUCUCUUGCGGAUGACUCGUCUAGCUCAGACAAUGAACUUGAACAGAAAUCGCCACCCAAAAGAAAACCUCCAAUUAAAAAGAAGAGAAAAGCUGUCAAAAAAGGUGGCGGAGAUGAGAAGAAAAAAAAGGUACCUCCAGCAGCUCCACCAAGUGACAGUGGUAGUGACUCUGAGAAAGAGAGUGGAAGUGAUAAGGAUUCAGAUAGUGGAGCAAGCACAAAUCAAAGUGGAGGUGGCAGAAAAACAGCGAAUGGAGGUAAUGGUGGUACUGGCAAUGGGGGUGGAAAUAGUGGGGGCAAUGCGGGAAAUAACAAGGAACCCAGAAAGCGUGGCCGAAGACCUAAGUCGUCAAAAAACGAGCGAGGUGAGGAGCCGCGGCAAAAAAAGUCUCGCGAUGAUCCGCCGGCUCCCCAACGUAACCCUUUUCGCAAGCCCCCGGUGAGUCAACUUAAAAAGACCGGGGAGAGUUUUUUGCAGGAUGGGCCUUGUCAUGAAGUGGCACCAAAAUUGGCCAAGUGUCGUGAGUGCCGCUGGACACCAAACCAGCGGUCACGGAACAUGCCCAAUAUUUUUUGCCGCUUUUAUGCAUUUCGGCGCCUGCGUUACACCAAAAAUGGCCAGUUAGCUAUUGCUGGAUUCUCAGACCCCCACAGAGAUGCCUCUGAGGAUGAUACAAAACUAUGGCUACCACAACCAGACACUCCCCCUGCAGAUUUGGAUGUACAAAUGUCACGAUUUCUUCUAAGCCAAGUGGGAGAUCAAUUUUGUGAUCUUCUCAAACAAGAGGAAGAAUCUGUAUCUAUACAUAUGUCAGAUGAUAAAACUGUUGCUUGGAAAAGAGUUGUCAAAGGAGUACGAGAAAUGUGUGAUGUUUGUGAAACAACUCUCUUCAAUUUUCAUUGGGCAUGUGGAAAAUGUGGAUUUGCUGUAUGCAUUGACUGCUAUAAAGGUCGUAAAAACGGGACAAUCAAGAUUUGGGGAGAAGCUGGAAAAGAUCGUGAUGAUUUCUCAUGGCUGCUGUGCACAAAUAGACAACCUCAUGAACAGGAGAAGUUAAUGCUUACUCAGAUAAUUGCCAGUGACUCUUUACGUAAACUAGGUCGCAAAUGCCAUGAAAUUAGAGCUUUAUACAAUAUACCCCAGUAUUGCGGCUGUCCUCUUAGCAAAGAAGUUGCUCAGAAGCCACUUAAUGGCAUUUCUAAGGAUCUAUUAAGAAGUCUCAUGAAAAAUGAGCCCAUUAACGGGCUUAAGGUGGAAAAGAAAGAGAAAGAUGGGGCAAACACCGACAUGGAUAAGAAGAACGGCUCUGCAAAUGGUGCUGUGAAACAAGAGGAUAAAAAUUCUCCUCUUAGUUGGCUUGCUGAUGUUGUAUUGCAGAAUGAAGAUAAGAAGGAUAUUGGAGAUGAUUUGGGAAGUACUAGUGACUCCGAUGAUGACAAAGAAGGCAAUUACUCUACUCUUCGUGAGCUGCUUAUCCGUCCGUCACACAAGUCCAAUGGAAACGGAAGUCGGUCUGCUUCUCCUUCCAACGCCAAUGCUACUGGGUCCAAUUCUUCGGCAGCCAACUCUCAGAAUAACACGUCCACUAAAGGGUCAAAGAAACUAACCAUGGAUACUUUGGAUGCUGUGAUUUCCAGUGUAAUUGAAAGCAGUGUGCAAAAUGAAAAUACAGAUGAUGCGGGCUCUGACACAAAACCUGUAAUCCUAAAGCACUUUAUAAGACGUUACUAUAGACCCCAGACAGGGCGAGAACCUUUGCCAAUCCGCAUUAUGACUCUGACGGAGAGUCAAGCAUUGUUCCCAGAUGUCCCGCAUUCAUGGUUAUGUGACGGAAAAUUGCUGAGGUUAACAGACCCAAACCAUAAAGGAAACUACAGAAUUUUCCAGGACCAAUGGAAGAGGGGUCAGCCAGUUAUUGUAUCUGAUGUAGCAAAACACUUAGAUAUGAAUUUGUGGCAUCCGGAUUCUUUCUCUCGAGAUUUUGGUGAUGAUAAAAAUGAUCUUGUAAAUUGCAUGACUGGAAACUUAGUUCCCAAUCAGCCAAUGAGAAAAUUCUGGGAAGGUUUUGAAAAUUUUGCUAAGAGGCUUAAGGAUGAAAGAGGGAAUCCCAUGCUCUUGAAGUUGAAGGACUGGCCUCCAGGCGAUGAUUUCGCAGAAAUGUUACCAUCACGUUUCAGUGACCUUAUGAGGGUACUGCCUUUGUCAGAAUACACGCAUCGCACAGGUCGCUUGAAUCUUGCUAGUCGCCUUCCUGAAUGCUUUGUUCGGCCAGAUUUAGGGCCAAAAAUGUACAACGCUUAUGGAUCAGCACUUCAUCCUUCAAAAGGCACCACGAAUCUUCAUUUAGAUAUUUCAGAUGCUGUGAAUGUUAUGGUUUAUGUGGGAAUUCCAAAGGAUGGAGAUUGUGAAGAACUUCAACAAGAAGUUUCUAAAGCAAUUGAAGAUGCACCCUGUGAUUUCCUAACAAAACGACGUGUACGAGAGAAAGAUGAACUUCCUGGGGCUCUGUGGCAUAUAUACAAUGCUAACGAUGCUGACAAGAUUCGUGAUCUGCUCAAUAAGGUGGCUGUGGAGAGAGGUGUUCGUCUAGAACCUCAUCAUGAUCCCAUCCAUGACCAAAGUUGGUACUUAGAUGCUGCACUUCGAGAACGUCUGUACAAAGAGUAUUGUGUGGAGGGUUACGCGAUAGUGCAAUGCCUAGGAGAUGCCGUUUUCAUUCCUGCUGGUGCUCCUCAUCAGGUUCGUAAUCUCCACAACUGCAUUAAGGUGGCAGAAGACUUCGUUUCUCCUGAAAAUGUGUCGCACUGCUUCCAUUUAACCCAAGAGUUUCGUGAACUCUCAGACACACAUUCCAAUCAUGAAGACAAGUUGCAAAUAAAGAACAUUAUAUACCAUGCUGUUAAGGAUUCGCUAUCUGUAUUGACAAAGUUGGCGGGUAUCUAUGAAGAUGCUACAUCGUCUGCGUGUGCGGGUGGUGAAUCAUUAAUGAAUGGCACAAAUUCUGAGGACAAACCUUCUGCAAAUGGUAACAAUGAAGACAGCAAUAAUGGCACAAAUAAUAGUGCCAGUAGUAGUGAAGCAGAAGUGACUGUGACAUGAACCGAAAAGACGGUCAUCAGUUUUAAAUGUGUGUUAUUUGUUUUGCCAGCAAGUGGCAAGAAAUCUCCAAGCGAGGAGAUGACAUGCCUUCUGUAAAUGUUGAGCUAACAGGCAUUUUUUUCUUGUGAUAUCAAGAAGCAUAUGUACUUAGUACAAAUUUGCUCGUUUUGCCGCAAAAGGCUAGAACCCAUUAGUAUGGGUUUUAAUGUUGCACUGAUUUGACUUGUGCUUAGAAAGCCAAACUGAGGCUAUGUAGUGAGGUGGUUGAACAUUUUGCUGGAUUUGUUCAAAUGCAUAGGUUUAUUGCAAACUUUCAAGCAUUUUACCUUGUUCUCAAACUGUGACCCCCACCCUGCCCCAGAAGAAGAGAAAUCUAUGUGAUGCUCUUCCAGAUGUAUUCUGUACUCUUCUGUUGUAGAUAUGGUAUGGAGGACGUUGAACGAUCUCGCUAAAAUGACAUAUGCUGUGACAAUGCAUGAGUGCAAUCCCAGUUUAAUUAUUAAAUGAUUGUCGAAUAUGGGGUUUGUACCCCUUUAUUGUAUAAAUGGCAGCUCGUGCCACGAAUAAAAUGUAUGUUUAUGUACCAAUCGAUAAUUUAAAUGAUUUUACUCUUAACUAUUCCUGUUUAACUGUCAAUGUGUUGUAGAGGAUAAAAGUUUGGGAAGCUAAGGUCUGUGUAGUUUUUUGUAUCAUCCAAAUGUAAGCUUAGAUCAGCAAAGUCAAAGCUGCCUUUUUGCUGCACGCGGGUGGCAUAUUCUUUGUACAAUUGUCUGUUUUUCACUUUUCAGAAACUUGAAUAUUUCUAGGUGGAACAUUUUAAAUUUAAAUAAGUGCCAAUGUGAGAAUGAGGAACCUACAGCUGUCCAAAUGUGACAUUUUAGCAAAUCUAUUAUGAUUUAUUUUCAUUGAAAAUUCAUGUAAUAGGAGCUUUUUAUUUAACCAAAGCUAUAAGGAACUGGGAAAUUAGUUCCUAUGCGAGUCCUAGUAUUACAAUGAUCUUGGUUCUGUAAUUGGGUGAUGGCAUCAUGCAAUAUCCUUGAUCUCAGUUCUUGUGAAGAAAACAACGAUUUGAAAGUGAUUUACAUGUAAUUCUUGUCAAAUCCCCUCCCAGUGAAAAAGUUAAAUGCCUACAUGCUGUGCAUUUGGACCUUUGUGUAUAUGGUGUCAUUGCGUACCAGUAUUUUGUUACUUUUAUGAGUGAUAACUUUGUUCCAGUUCCAUCCUUGUAUAUUUUGCAUAGUCAUACUUGUUUAACUUUUUGUGUAUGCCUCCUGUAUUUUGUCUUUCUGAUCUUGUGAAGAGGGGCAUGUAAUUUAUUGUGCUUCAUUUGAGGGGGGUGUAAUUCAAAUGUUAGUAUUGUACAGUCAAUAGUGUUACGUUUCACCUGUUGUGGCAUUAGUUCACCAACUAUUGAUUACUAGAGACCAUCACUGGUCCAGUCUUUGUACAGUACACUUGUAUUGAUGUUUCUGUCCCCUCUGGGGUCAAGUAAAUUUUUUGUACUGUGUAAAUGUAAGGAGAUAACAGUUUGAAUAAGAAAAUGUUUAUAUUAUGGAAAGUGGCACUUUUCUUUGAUCCAUUUCCUUUUCAUAAUUGUUGUCAAAUGUGUCUAAAACAGGUUGUUCUUUACUUUUAUACUGCCAGAUAAUUUAUAGUGUGGUCCAAAAGUUUUCUUAUGAACGUUCGAUUAAGAGGUACUUUGUUACAAAAGGAUACAAAUAUUCUGCUGAUAGCAUUGAUUAAUUUUGAAACGGCUCUUGAAAAGUGGCUUUACAAGCUUGCUGAAUUGCAAGGAUUGAGGUCCGGGGACAUUGCAGGCCAAAUCACAUUCUUUCACUUUGUGAGUGACUCAAAACAGUUUUUCAGAGAAGUUUUUUUAACUAUUUAGGCUCUGGUGUGUCGAAACUAAUCAUGAAAUAGUUAAAUUGGAAAUGAACGAAGGGAGCAUGCCUCUUUUGACUAGUUUCAAACUGAUUGCAUCUAACUCUUAAAGAAUGUGUGUGUGAAGGAAGAUAAUCUUAUUUAAAGAAUUUGACGAAGCCACUGUGUGAAGUGUGGCUUAUCUUAGAAAUAAUCUGAACAUAGAUAAUUUUUGGACCAUGUUGUGGAUGUUAGAGGUUAACACUGUUUCAUCAGAGAUACUUGUUUGUAUGUAAUUACCUAAUGAAUUGCUCUGUUGGUUACAAAGAAUUCUCUUCCUUUCCCUUCAUAAUCAAGGAAUCGGAAAUGUUUUGCAUGUUCUCAUACACUGUUUAAAUCGUGUAUUUAAUUUAAAACCAUGUGCAGGACAUAUAAGUUAUGCAGGUCAAAAGAACCAAUUUCUAUUUGUUGGUUUUCUUCAUUUAUGAUAUUAAUGUAAUUUGCAUGUCUCUUUUUGGUUAAGGUUGAGAUUGAUGUUAGUUGGCAAGUUAAUGUAAAUCCAUCUUGCUUCACAUUCUUUAUGGGUGUUUCUUGUGAUAUUAGGAUUCUUUCACAAGAAAUAUAUUCGUGUCAACGAAAAGAGGGUUUAUAUUACUCAGAAUUUAUUUCAAGUAGUCUUAUCUUUUGGAAUUUUUUAUCAAUUGUCUCCCUGUACUAUUCAUGUGCUUUUUGACCAGACCUGACAUAAAGUAUUCUUAAAGAACCUUCAUCUUGCAAACAAGUACAUUUGACAUGCAUGAACUAGUUUAAUAUUAUUCCUUUGUUAAAAGUGAGCCUUGUCUAUGUGAAAGAAUGAGGGAAUGAACCCCAUUUUGAAAUCAGCUCAAUAGUAGUGUCUGUAAAUAAAUAAAUAAUGAUAUUCUUUGAGAAAAAAUUCACAAGAAAAGGAAAAUUAAAUAUGAUUUGAUGUUUCAGAACUGUUGCCAGCACUGCAAUAGGUUUGAUUGUUGUAG
Messenger RNA from Gryllus bimaculatus (two-spotted cricket), 9029 nucleotides. The record is from the annotation of a GenBank genome assembly. NCBI's taxonomy places the organism in Eukaryota, Metazoa, Arthropoda, Insecta, Orthoptera, Gryllidae.